This is a messenger RNA of Triplophysa dalaica, 2422 nucleotides long. RefSeq names its product t-complex 1 (gene tcp1). Bases 581 to 2257 code for a protein of 558 amino acids. Gene Ontology annotation, molecular function: ATP hydrolysis activity; ATP binding; ATP-dependent protein folding chaperone. Gene Ontology annotation, cellular component: chaperonin-containing T-complex. Gene Ontology annotation, biological process: protein folding. NCBI's taxonomy places the organism in Eukaryota, Metazoa, Chordata, Actinopteri, Cypriniformes, Nemacheilidae. The record is from RefSeq and is a predicted model, not a curated record. The transcript is spliced from 12 exons.
UUAUGGUUGGAAAAAUAAGUCACCCUACAACAUUGUUAACCCCUGACAAUAUGCAUAGCGCUUUUCAUAAUGUGCAUUGUUAAAAAGCAACAUAAUACCAAUCAUAUAUGAAGGCAUUGUUAACAUUAAUAUCAAAGUUGCGUUUUUCGUGAUUUAUCUAGUCCUAAAAUAAACUUAUUCUAUACGUUUCUUCAACUUAUUUUGAAAAACCAAUAAACGUAUGUAUACACACUCCACAUUUAGGAAAUUUAGUGCAUUUCAUUGUCCAGGUCACGCACCUCGCCACAAGAUGCCGCUCAAUCUUAACAAGCGUCUGCCAGAAAACCAUCGAGUAAAUUACGACAGCCGAACUGGCUUGUAGUUUUUCAUCAUCUAAUUGUCUCUGGAGUUAUAUGUUUUGAUUUUAAAUACAUUUAGAUAAAUCCAAAAUGCACGAAGUCGUCUCCUUACAGCCGUGAUAUCUGUCGAGUGCGAAAUAACGGUUUGUUAUCAAGACUGAUCUGGAACUUUCUACACGCAGCCCCUCCCUCACCCAUAAUACACUGCGCGCCGCUUCAUCCAUUCUUCUCCACCCUGCAACAUGUCGAUGAUGGAGGGUCCGCUAAACGUGCUCGGCCAGAGAACGACCGGCGAGUCCGUUCGGACUCAAAACGUCAUGGCCGCAUCGUCCAUCGCAAACAUCGUGAAGAGCUCUCUAGGACCCGUAGGACUCGACAAGAUGCUGGUGGAUGACAUAGGAGAUGUGACCAUCACCAAUGACGGUGCCACCAUCCUGAAGCUCCUGGAGGUGGAGCACCCGGCAGCGAAGGUCCUCUGUGAACUGGCAGAGCUGCAGGAUAGGGAAGUUGGAGAUGGCACAACAUCAGUGGUUAUCAUCGCUGCUGAGCUCCUGAAGAGUGCAGAUGAGCUGGUAAGACAGAAGAUUCACCCCACCUCCAUCAUCAGUGGAUACAGACUGGCCUGCAAGGAGGCGGUGAGAUACAUCAAUGAGAAUCUGACCAUCAGCACUGAUGACCUGGGCAGAGAGUGUCUCAUCAACGCUGCAAAAACGUCCAUGUCUUCCAAGAUCAUUGGAGUUGAUGCUGAUUUUUUUGCCGACAUAGUGGUGGAUGCCGCCCUGGCUGUUAAGUUUGUUGAUGGUAAAGGUGUUGCACGCUAUCCCAUCAACUCUGUGAACGUGUUAAAGGCUCACGGACGUAGUCAGAAAGAGAGUUUCCUCGUCAAUGGAUAUGCACUCAACUGCACUGUCGGAUCACAAGGAAUGGUGAAGCGUGUGUCCGGUGCCAAGAUAGCCUGCCUGGACUUUAGCCUGCAGAAGACCAAGAUGAAGCUCGGCGUUCAGGUUGUCAUCAAUGAUCCAGAGAAGCUCGAUCAGAUCAGACAGAGGGAAUCAGACAUCACUAAAGAGCGCAUUCAGAAAAUUCUGGCGUCCGGUGCGAAUGUUGUCCUCUCAACAGGCGGCAUUGAUGAUAUGUGUCUGAAGUAUUUUGUGGAUGCUGGAGCCAUGGCAGUAAGAAGAGUGCUGAAGAAGGAUCUCAAACGCAUCGCCAAAGCAACCGGAGCAACUGUUUGCUCAUCUCUGUCCAACCUGGAGGGAGAGGAAACGUUUGAGGCAGCCAUGUUGGGUCAGGCAGAGGAGGUCCUGCAGGAGAGAGUGUGUGAUGAUGAACUCAUCCUUGUCAAGAACACAAAAGCUCGUACAUCUGCCUCUAUAGUCUUGCGUGGCGCAAACGAUUUCAUGUGUGAUGAAAUGGAGCGUUCUCUGCAUGAUGCUCUGUGUGUUGUGAAGAGGGUUCUGGAGUCUAAAUCUGUGGUACCAGGAGGUGGCGCUGUAGAGGCAGCACUGUCAAUUUAUCUGGAGAACUAUGCCACCAGCAUGGGCUCCCGUGAGCAGCUGGCUAUUGCUGAGUUUGCUCGCUCUAUGCUCGUCAUUCCUAAAACUCUGGCAGUGAAUGCUGCACAAGACUCCACUGACCUGGUGGCCAAACUCCGAGCCUUCCACAAUGAGGCUCAAGUCAACCCUGAACGCAAGAACCUCAAAUGGAUCGGAUUGGACCUGGUCAAUGGAAAGCCACGAGAUAACAAACAGGCGGGUGUGUAUGAACCAACGAUGGUUAAAACGAAAAGUCUGAAGUUCGCCACCGAGGCAGCGAUCACCAUCCUUCGAAUCGAUGACCUUAUCAAGCUCUUCCCUGAUCAGAAAGAAGGCGGGCCCUCCUACCAGGACGCCAUCCAAUCAGGCUCGCUGGAAGGAUAAAAUCCAUUUGCAUUGAAUCUGGAGUCAUUUUGUUCAGCUUUGUAUUUAUGUCUGAAUCCAACUGAUGGGCUCUUAGUGUAGACCGUGCACUUUGUUUACUUUUUGCUAAUAUAGUAACAUGUUUGAUUUUCUCCAUUUCAACCAUAAUAAAGCAGAAUCUGUUGA